GGAGAGUAUAAGUAAGAUGCGGAAUGAAGACAGACAGAAUACGACGGAAUCUCCAGCAGGCGAGGAUGCUUGUAAUUGCCCUGUUGAUGUUGUUGCCUGUACUGGUGGGGGCGGAGUCAGAAUGCAAGGCCUGCUGUGACCUCACCAACAUCUCCAUCACCGUGGAGAGCGAGGAGUGUGGAAGCUGCUUCACCAUCAGCACCAUGUCCUGCGCUGGCCUCUGCCAGACACAGGAGAGAGCAUACCGUAGCCCUGUGGCGCCAUACUUCCAGAACACGUGCAACUUCCGGGAGUGGAGGUACGAGACGGUGGAGCUGCCAGGCUGCCCACCGGGGCUGGACUCGUCCUUCACCUACCCUGUGGCCGUGAGCUGCGAGUGCAGCCAAUGCGAUACAGACAGCACUGACUGCGGUGCCCUCAGCACACAGCACAGCAGCUGCCUCGCUCACACACACUACUGAGCCGCUGGCCAAGUUAGAAAACACCUUUGUAAUGAUUUAAAAGGACGAGUGUCCUCUUCAGACCCCUGACUGCAAACAGGAUGCAUGUCUCUUACGCUUGAGUUUCUGCAAUGUUCUGCAGGUAGUGUUGUGCCUGUGUGACCGUACUCAUCAUGGAGGCCAUGGCUCUGCGUUACCUAAGCAUGUAAAAACCCUGCUUCAUUAAAACAGCAUUUGCAUU
Electrophorus electricus (electric eel) is the source of this 681-nucleotide messenger RNA. RefSeq names its product follicle stimulating hormone subunit beta (gene fshb). NCBI's taxonomy places the organism in Eukaryota, Metazoa, Chordata, Actinopteri, Gymnotiformes, Gymnotidae. The record is from RefSeq and is a predicted model, not a curated record. Gene Ontology annotation, biological process: ovulation; G protein-coupled receptor signaling pathway. Gene Ontology annotation, molecular function: hormone activity. Gene Ontology annotation, cellular component: extracellular region; cytoplasm.